Molecule: messenger RNA, 1845 nt
Organism: Hibiscus syriacus
Lineage: Eukaryota; Viridiplantae; Streptophyta; Magnoliopsida; Malvales; Malvaceae
Product: cytochrome P450 71B37-like
Exons: 2
Coding region: 86-1621 (511 amino acids)
Molecular function (GO): oxidoreductase activity, acting on paired donors, with incorporation or reduction of molecular oxygen; monooxygenase activity; iron ion binding
Source: RefSeq, a predicted model, not a curated record
GAAUGAUUGCCUUCUAAAACAGUGACAUAGCAGCCCCAUUAAAUGAGCGAAUGAACGGUGGAGGAAUCUCAAAACUAAAGCAAUAAUGGGUUUGUUUACUUCACUUGUUUGGCUUCCAUUUCUCCUUCUUCCCCUAUUGCUACUCUUGAAGAAGAAGACCGAUCAAGUUAACAAAGAACCCAAGAAUCUCCCUCCGAGCCCACCCAAGCUGCCGGUUAUAGGUAACCUGCACCAGCUCGGUGCACUACCGCACAAAUCUCUGUGCCAACUUGCUCUCAAAUAUGGUCCAAUCAUGCUCCUUCAUCUCGGUCGCAUGCCGGUGUUAAUCGUUUCAUCGGCCGAUGCUGCCAAGGAAGUGUUGAAGGUCAAUGAUCUCGCUUGUUGUAGUAGGCCUAAGUUGGCUGGUCCGGGGAGGCUUACGUACAAUUAUUUAGACAUAGCAUUCUCUCCGUACAGUGAGUAUUGGAGAGAACUGCGGAAAAUAUGUGUUCUUGAGGUUUUCAGUGUGAAGAGAGUGAAGUCUUUUCGGUUCGUAAGAGAAGAAGAGGUCGGAUCGUUGAUGGAUUCGAUCUCUCAGUUGGCAUCGUCCUCGCCGACUGAUCCCGUGAAUGUGACGGAGAAGGUAUUUGCUUUAUCCGGAAGCAUAAUAUUUAGAACAGCUUUCGGCAAGACCUUCCGUGGAAGCGAGUUCAAUCGUGCUAAGUUCAACGAUUUGGUGCACGAUGUCGCGACCGUGGUCGGAACUUUCUCCUACGACGAAUGCUUUCCGGGGUUCGGUUGGAUUAUAGAUAGGAUAAGAGGUCAUAAUGGAAGAGUGGAGGGAGUUUUCCGUAAGUUGGAUGCUUUGUAUCAACAGCUUAUCGAUGAUCAUCUUAAACCUGGAAGGGCAAAGCAUGAAGAUGACAUUAUUGACGUGAUGCUUGGAAUUGAAAAGGAACAAAUUGAGGAACAUGGUCAUCGUGCUUGGCUCACUAAAAAUCAUAUCAAGGCAGUUCUCCUGAACAUGUUUUUGGGCGGCAUAGAGACCAGUGCGCUAACUGUAAUCUGGGCAAUGGCGGAGCUAUUGAGAAAACCAACCUUGAUGAAGAAAGCACAAGACGAAGUCCGAGGCAUCGUGGGGAAGAAAGGAAGAGUUGAAGAAACUGAUCUGGAUCAGCUUCAAUACCACAAGAUGAUUAUAAAAGAAACUCUAAGAUUGCAUCCUCCGGCGCCACUGCUGAUCACCAGAGAAGCCAUUUCACACUUCAAACUCAACAAUUACGACAUUGAUACCGGUACACUUAUCCAAAUCAAUGUUUGGGGUAUUGCAAGGGACUCAAAUUACUGGAGAAACCCAGAAGAGUUCUGUCCAGAAAGGUUUAUCGAUAACACUACGGAUUUCAAAGGACAAAACUUUGAGUUGUUGCCAUUUGGAGGUGGAAGAAGAGUGUGUCCAGGGAUAUACAUGGGAACCGUCACAUCGGAGCUUUUCCUCGCAAAUCUCUUGUAUUGUUUCGAUUGGUGUUUGCCUGAUGGAAUGACAGAGGCAGACAUUAACAUGGAAGAGCAAGAUGGUCAGUGCGUUACCCUUGCCAAAAAAACACCUCUUCUCCUUGUGCCACUGCCAAGUCUCUUGACCUAAACUCCAUUGCUUAUCUAAUAGGAAUGUAUGUUAUAAACUAAGGCCAUGUUUGGAUGAAUAAUAUUCCACUGCAAACUGGGUGAGCUCGUUAAAUAAGAGCGAUCGGAGACCCAAUUAUGUUGUAUCUACAAAUAAUAAUGUAUUAUCUUCGUAGCUAUUGUAUCGUUAUAAAUGUAAUACAUAUGUUGAUAAGUCUAUAAAUUAAGUAUUUGUAUUUUUGUUUA